AUGGCCUUUGCCCAAUCCAGUCCCCCAACAGCCGAAGAAAUCGCUGAACUCUCCGACGGCCUCUACAGCGUGACCAAAUUCGACGACGGCACCUUCUCAGACAUCGUCCUCGUUGCCAACGUCACUGCGGACACCAUCGCCAACAAACGUCACGUCGACACCACCGCCCUAAAAACUCGCUCGCUGCCUAAUCCCAAAAUUGGCUGCGCAACAAACCGACAGAUUAACCUCGAUGAGUCGUAUGCUGCGUACCUCAUGCUUGCUGAUUGGUGUAAUUCCGGCAAUCAGGCAGGAGGAAUAACCGUGAUUUUCACAAAGGUGCAAACCGCGCAGUGGUAUUUCUGUAACUACGCAAGCCACGCUCAGUCAUGCUCUGAGGGUGAGCUCAGUGAUACGUGGGAUUUGGUUGACCUUGGCUGUGGGGACCGCAUUGCUGGAUGGGUUGUUAUAGACGAUUGGGCCAAAUCUUUCGGUCGGGACAACAAUGGUGUUGGUGAAUGUUGGUAA
Messenger RNA from Glarea lozoyensis ATCC 20868, 507 nucleotides. RefSeq lists its product as uncharacterized. The transcript has 2 exons. Lineage: Eukaryota; Fungi; Ascomycota; Leotiomycetes; Helotiales; Helotiaceae. The record is from RefSeq and is a predicted model, not a curated record. Bases 1 to 507 code for a protein of 168 amino acids.